This is a messenger RNA of Colletotrichum acutatum, 846 nucleotides long. RefSeq lists its product as uncharacterized. Lineage: Eukaryota; Fungi; Ascomycota; Sordariomycetes; Glomerellales; Glomerellaceae. The record is from RefSeq and is a predicted model, not a curated record. The transcript has 4 exons. Bases 93 to 710 code for a protein of 205 amino acids.
UCCCGAAUUCCCCCUCCUCCAGUCCCGAAGCGCGCACCGCUCCCUUCUACCCUUCCCCCUUGCCCACCACGGUCUCGCUCGGAGCGGACCGCAUGUUGAUGGACAGGUUCUACAACCAACAGCGGCUUCGCAAAAGCGGUGGUAGCAGCUUGAGCUCAGGUCGUUCUGGCUCGCCCGUGGGACGGCACCAGCCGACCCGUCCUCCAACGGCCGCCAACAGCAUCUCGGCAGCCUCCACAUCGACGCUGCUCACCGCUAGUUCGUCGUCCGAACGUACCCGCAACUUUUCCACAGACAGCAGGCCGCGCACGCCGCCAUCGACGAGGCCAUCGAUGCAGUCAGGCGAACAAGACGAGUACCCCGAGGAUCAUCCGAGUCCGACCUCCGAUGAAGUGAACGAGGCCGUCUGGGCGGGAGGGUCCGAUUCAGACGACGGAUCGGACAGCGACCCGACGCCGGGUCAGAGUCUCCGGGCAGUAACACACGGUUCCAGCAAAUCAAAGAUCAAGUCGGGCAAAUCGUCCAUCUUCCAGUCCAUCUUCAACAAGUUUGCCAAAACCGGAAAGCGCUUCGGCUUCGUGCCAAAUACCAAGGAAGAACAAGACAGAAAUGGUCAGCAGGCAUCCUUCACCGUGGUCCACCGGUCCUUGAGCUCAAGACAACCAAGCCCUUCACCUCCGCAUGUAUCUUGCGCUUCCUGCAGGAUCUAGAGCGUCUAGACCAAGACCUAGAUUAUUGCUGACCAGGAAUCCGCAGUCCUCCAACACCAGAUCAUUGCCGAACUCUUCGACCACAGACUCCACUUGGCCCCAGUCGUCAAGGCCAGGGCCGCCCUCGACGUAGGCA